Messenger RNA from Sphenostylis stenocarpa, 1128 nucleotides. Lineage: Eukaryota; Viridiplantae; Streptophyta; Magnoliopsida; Fabales; Fabaceae. The record is from the annotation of a GenBank genome assembly.
AUGAGUCUCAAUGUAGAUGUUGAAGAGUUGGUUACUAAAGUGGAGGAAGAACCCACUUUUGCCCCAUCUAUGCCAGUCCCCAAUGUUCAAGAAAUGGUAAGGAAUAAUCCCCUGACGGUUCCGGAAAGAUACAUAAGGAGUCAAGAAGAACUGGAAAAAAUCAAUCACAUACCUCACCUUUCAUCUGAGGUUCCUGUCAUUGAUUUUGCACUGCUCUCAUGUGGGAACAAGGAGGAGUUGUUGAAAUUGGAUGUAGCAUGCAAAGAGUGGGGUUUCUUUCAGAUAGUAAAUCAUGGUGUUAAGAAAGAGCUUCUGCAAAAAAUGAAGGAUGCAGCAGCUAAGUUUUUUGAACUUCCAAUAGAAGAGAAGAAAAAGUAUGCAAUGGAAUUAAACGACAUACAGGGUUAUGGGCAGGCUUAUGUAGUGUCUGAAGAGCAGACACUAGACUGGUCAGAUGGACUGAUGUUAGUCACAUACCCCACCCAGUACAGGAAGCUUCAAUUUUGGCCAAAAACUCCAGAGGGGUUCAAGGAGGUAAUAGAGGCAUAUACAAGUGAAGUUAGACGAGUUGGUGAGGAAAUGCUUAGUUUAUUGUCAGCGAUCAUAGGGAUGCAGAAGCAUGUUUUUCUUGGACUACAUAAAGGAUCAUUAGAAGGUUUACGUAUGAACUAUUACCCUCCUUGUAACACACCUGAGAAAGUGCUGGGUUUGAGUCCACACUCUGACACAAGCACCAUCACCUUGCUUAUGCAAGAUGAUGAUAUAACUGGCUUAGAAAUUCGACACCAAGGAGGAUGGGUGCCAGUGACUCCAAUGUCAGAUGCUCUAGUUGUCAAUGUUGGAGACACUAUUGAGAUCUGGAGCAAUGGCAAAUACAAGAGUGUAGAGCACAGAGCAGUGACAAACAAGAACAAGAAAAGGAUGUCUUAUGCAUUAUUUUUGUGCCCAAAGGGUGAUGUGGAAGUUGAGCCACUUGAUCAUAUGAUAGAUGAUCAAAACCCAAAGUCGUACCAGAAAGUAAGGUAUGGAGAUUAUCUGAGACAAUCUAUGAAGAGGAAAAUGGAGGGAAAAACACACAUUGAUGUGGCAAGGGUAAAGGAUUCUGAUCUGAGGAAUAAAGACGAAUAA